UCUUUAUCAAAACCCCAAUUCCCAAACCCUAAAACCCUAAAAUUACUCCAUCCCCAAAAUCAAACAAAAAUGGCACCAAUUGAUCCACAUUCAUUCACAGAUUCAUCACACCCACUAACAACCCACAUUUCAUUAAACCUCUACUUCAACUUCCCAUCUUCAACAAUCUCUUCAUCCGCCAUUCUCACUCUCUCUGCCCCAUUUUCGGGCGAGCUUGUUCUCGACACCCGUUCGCUAUCGAUAACUUCAGUUAUCGACCCGUUAACCAAUACCCAUCUCCCCUUUUCCCUUUCCCCUGUCAUUGACCCCAUAAAGGGACAACCUUUACAUAUAUCUGUAUCUAACUGUGCUAAAAUCUUGAUUACUUUUUGCAGUUCUCGCGAUAGCUCUGCGCUUCAAUGGCUGACUCCGCCGCAGACGUUUAAUAAGAAGUUUCCGUUUGUGUAUACCCAAUGUCAGUCUAUUCAUGCCAGGUCUAUUUUUCCAUGUCAAGAUACACCCACGACACGUGUUCGAUAUAAUGCCAAGCUGAAUUUUCCGUAUCAGUUGAGCUGUGUUAUGAGUGGGAAACAGGUUGAUAGGAGAAGUCCUUUAAUGGGGUGUGGUGAUUCGGGUUUUUGUGUUGAUGAGGAUUUGUGGUGUGGUGAAGGGAGAGUUGUUGAGGAGUUUGUGAUGGAACAACCAAUACCGACUUAUUUGUUUGCGUUUGCUGUUGGUGAGAUUGGGUGGAGAGAGGUUGGACCGAGGACUAAGGUGUAUGCAGAAAGUGGGAGUGAGAUUCUUGAUGCUGCCGCGAAGGAGUUUGCUGGUACGGAAGAUAUGAUUAGAGUUGGUGAGAAGUUGUUUGGGGAAUACGAUUGGGAGAGGUUUGAUUUGUUGGUUUUGCCACCUAGUUUUCCUUAUGGUGGGAUGGAGAAUCCGAGGAUGGUGUUUUUGACCCCUACUGUGAUUAAGGGUGACGCUAGUGGCGCGCAGGUUGUGGCGCACGAGCUUGCUCAUAGUUGGACUGGGAAUUUGAUUACUAACAAAACUAAUGAUCACUUUUGGUUGAAUGAGGGAUUUACAACUUAUGCUGAAAGGAGAAUAGUUGAGGCUGUGCAAGGGGAGGACAUUGCUGCAUUGAAUAUUGGUAUUGGUUGGAAAGGGUUGGUUGAUGAAAUGGAGAGAUUCAAAGAUAACAUGGAGUUCACAAAGCUUUUAACUAAUCAGGAAGGGGUGGAUCCGGAUGAUGUUUAUUCUCAAGUUCCAUAUGAAAAAGGUUUUCAGUUUCUAUGGCGCAUUGAGCGACAGAUUGGAAGGCCAGCUUUUGACGAGUUUCUUAAGAAAUACAUUGCUGCAUUUAAGUUCCAGUCCAUUGAUACAAGCAUGUUUCUUGACUUCUUGAAAGCGAAUGUUCCUGGAAUAGAGAAUGACAUUGAUUUGAAAACAUGGACGGAGGGUACUGGCAUCCCUUCUGAUGCCAUGGAGCCGGUUUCUAGUAUUUAUACAAAGAUUGUUUCUCUUGCACGUGAGUUCAAACAAGGAAGGAUGCCAAGUGAGGAAGAAGUUGUCAGCUGGCAUGGGCAGGAAUGGGAGCUUUAUCUGGAAAAUCUUCCAAAAUCUGUUGAAGCUUCACAGGUUACAGCUCUGGAUUGUCGAUACAGGCUAUCAGAAUCAAAGGACUAUGAGGUGAAAGUAGCAUUCCUUCAACUGGCCAUUGCUUCAAGAUGCAGUGAAUACUAUAAUGUUGUGGAGAGAACAUUAAAGGAAGUAGGGCGAAUGAAGUACCUUCGCCCACUGUACACAGCAUUGGUGCAGGGGACCACAAGGAAAGAAGAAGACAAGAUAUUUGCGCAAAGGGUUUUUGCUGAAGCUCGUGAAUGUUACCACCCGAUCGCUCAAGGUGUUGUGGAGUCGAUUCUUUCCAAGCAUCUUUAAAUAUGUAAUGAAAAGUUUAACUUAACGUCUUGUUAGAUUAGGGGUUUGAAUCUGAUGAAUUUAUUGGGUCUCUAGUUCAACUUUAUUUUGUUGACUUUCUGGGUAAUUAUCGAAAUUGUCUUGCUAUA
This is a messenger RNA of Erigeron canadensis, 2045 nucleotides long. RefSeq names its product leucine aminopeptidase. The transcript has 4 exons. The coding region runs from base 70 to 1917 and encodes 615 amino acids. Lineage: Eukaryota; Viridiplantae; Streptophyta; Magnoliopsida; Asterales; Asteraceae. The record is from RefSeq and is a predicted model, not a curated record. Gene Ontology annotation, cellular component: cytosol. Gene Ontology annotation, biological process: proteolysis. Gene Ontology annotation, molecular function: zinc ion binding; metallopeptidase activity.